Molecule: messenger RNA, 1122 nt
Organism: Cordyceps militaris CM01
Lineage: Eukaryota; Fungi; Ascomycota; Sordariomycetes; Hypocreales; Cordycipitaceae
Product: amidohydrolase family protein
Exons: 1
Coding region: 1-1122 (373 amino acids)
Molecular function (GO): hydrolase activity
Source: RefSeq, a predicted model, not a curated record
AUGGCCGCCUCAGACGAGCAGCUCGUCCUCCCCAUCAUCGACGCCCACAUCCACCUCUACCCGUCCUCGGAGCUCGACUCCCUCUCCUGGGCCGACCCGGAGCACCCACUAUACGGCCAGCACUCCCUCGAGCAGUACAAGGCGGCUGCCGCGAGCGCCCCGUCCCUGCUGGGCUUCAUCUUUGUCGAGACGGACCGCAAGCACGACCUGGCCUCUGGCGCCGCCGACGGCUCCGGCUGGGAGGCGCCCCUACAAGAGGUCCGCUGGCUGCGCCGCAUAGCGCUCGGCGAGCCAAAAGACGGCGAGGGCCACACGGCCGACGACGCGAAGCUCUGCCUGGCCGUCGUGCCCUGGGCCCCCAUCCCCAGCGGCCCGGCCGUGCUGGAGCGCUAUCUGGCCAGGGUCCAGGACGAGGCCGGCGAUGCGUGGCCCAAGGUCAGGGGGUUCCGCUACCUGCUGCAGGACAAGCCGCACGGCACCAUGCUGGAGCAGGACUUUAUCGACGCCUUGAAGCUGCUCGGCCGUCGCGGCUUUGUGUUUGAGAUAGGUGUGGACCAGCAUCGUCGGGGACGGAAGCAGAUGGAUGAGCUGAUUGAGCUCGUUGACCGCGUGCAUGACGGCGUGCCCGAGAAUGAAAAGGUCAAGCUGGUGAUUAGUAGGUUGCCUUCCUUUUUUCUUUUUUUCUUCGCUACAACGUCUUCAACCCCGCUGACCAAGACAGACCACCUCUGCAAGCCUGACUUUUCCAUCUACAACCUCACCACCGACGCCGGCUUCCUCGCCUGGCGCACCACCAUCUACGCCCUCGGCAAGGUGCCCCAAGUCUACAUGAAGCUGUCUGGCGGCUUCGCCGAGAUGCCCGCCGCCCUGCGCGCCCAGGACGCCGCCCACAUCUUCCAGUCCACCUUUGGCUGGCUCGGCGUCGUCCUCGCCACCUUUGGUGCCCGCCGCAUCAUGUUUGGCAGCGACUGGCCCGUCUGCACCGUUGGCCUGCCCGACGGCCACGAGGGCUGGCCCCGCUGGAAGGAGGUGGUGGAUAAAAUGUGCUGGAUGGCGUCGCUGGAUGACGACGAGCGCGCCAUGAUUUAUGGCGGGACGGCCAAGGAGGCGUAUGGUUUGUAG